AUGCGAGAGCAAGAUUAUCUUGUAGCAUACGUCCAGUAUAGUCAGUUAGACAAGCAACAUGAUAAAGAUAGAAAAAAAGAAAUUGAAAACCGAAUCAAAGACCAUUGCCAAGAACGUUUACCUCAGUAUAUGAUUCCAUCGUUUUUUAUUCUUUUGACUCAAUUUCCAUUGAAUCUCAAUGGUAAAGUUGAGCGUAAACGGUUACCGUUACCUGAUUUUUCUACUCUAAUUAAUACUCUUGGAGAAAAUCAAAUCGAACCGAAAACAGAACUAGAACAUCAUGUACAUAAUAUAUGGUGCAGCGUUUUAAAACAAGAGAAACUGUCCAUGAACGCAAAUUUGUUUGCUUUGGGUGGUAAUAGUCUAAUUAUGAUCCAGCUUCUAAAUCGUUAUCGAACCGCAUUUGGUUCUAGCAUUGGAGACUUGAACAUCUCCCAGUUGUUCAAGCGGCCUACUCUUCAUGAACAUGUAAAUAUGCUUUCCUUAUCAACUACCAUCACCACCAUAAGUGACCUUAGUAAAAGUGAUUUGAAACGAGCUAUUCUCAUACAAAUUCAACCAUCAUUGGAAAGUGAUCGGCACAAACCAUUUCCAGUAACGGAACUUCAACAAGCAUAUUUAAUUGGACGAAGUAAUUAUUUUGAACUCGGUAUGGUUUCCGUCUAUAGCUACCGUGAAUUUGACUGUAUCCCAGGACUAUUUGAUAUAAAAAGAUUUGAAGAAGCAAUUAAUAAAGUUAUUCAACGGCAUGAGGCGUUGAGAAUACAAUUCCUUGACGAAACACAGCAACAGAUCUUAAAAAAUGUUCCAUACUAUGAAAUAAAAGUCUUGGAUUUAUGUAAUCAAGUAACCGACCAAUCAUUAAUCCAACAGGCACUGAUUGAUCGUAGAAAACAAUUAUCACAUAGAAUUUUACCCAUCGAUGAAUGGCCACUAUUCGACAUUCAACUAACACGAUGGUCACGACAUGGCUUAAGGUUACACCUCGGCAUAGAUGGAAUUAUUCUUGAUGCCUUAAGCAUGACUAUCUUCUGGCAUGAAUUACUCCAAUUUUACACUCAUCCAGAAUUAAAAUUAAAUGAUCUUGAGCUCUCAAUUCGUGACUACAUACUAGGUCUCAAAUUAAUUCAAGAAUUGCCAAUUUAUACAGAGGAUGAAUCUUAUUGGAUCGAACGCUUACCUAUGUUUCCAUUGAAUGGACCUGAUUUGCCAUUAGCACACUCACCUAAGGGAAUUAAAGUACAGAAGUUUCAGCGGGUUACAUCUAAUUUCGAAACACAAUUGUGGCAAUUAUUACAAAAAUCACUUCAAUCAUUAAAAAUUACUCCGGUUAGUCUGCUAGUUACUCUGUACGCUCAUGUUUUGAGCAAGUGGAGCAAUCAGCAACAUUUUGUAAUAAACUUACCAUUAUUCAAUAGACUGCCACUCCAUUCUCAGACUAAUGAGAUUUUGGGAGAAUUUACAUCUAUUUUACCCUUAGAAAUUGAUUUUCAAUCAUCGUCCACGCUAGCAAUCGGUACAAGUUUCGGAGAAAGUGUUCAAUGUAUACAAGAUCGUCUAUGGCACUAUUUAGAUCAUUCCACAUAUAGCGGAUUAAAAUUCUUUCGAGAACUAUCCAAAAGAAGAGCGGAAGGAAAUGUUAUUAUCUAUCCAGUAGUUUUUACUAGUGUACUUGGUAUGGAAAAGGCUCUUAUCGAGACUAGUAGGCCAAUCGCAGACGCAGAGUAUCUAGGAAGACACUUAGGUGGGGAACCAGUGUAUGCUAUAACACAAACACCGCAAGUUUGGAUUGACUAUAAAAGUUAUGAAAAUGAUAAUGGUGAACUCAUUAUUGAAUGGGAUUAUGUAUCCGAUUUAUUUCCUCAAAAUAUGGUUGAAUCAAUGCAUGGAACUUAUUGUCAUUGGUUAAAAGAACUUGCUGAUAGAUUUGAUGAAAUUUGGCAAAAGCCUUUAAGUUUUAGAUUACCAGAAAAACAAUUACAACGAAGAAAUAAGUACGAACAAGAAACUACCUAUCAAUUGUUGUCUGAAGAUGUACAAAACCAAUUAUUACACACAAUGAUUCUCGAGAAAGCAAAGACAAGGUCACCUGAAGCAUUAGCAGUCUUAUCUACACGUGGUAAUUUAACGUAUGAACAGUUAAUCAGUAGAUCUAUUGUUCUGAGACACACCAUAAUGGAAACAAUAAAACAUAACACAGAAGCACAGAAACCUUCGUUGUGCGCAAUUCUAAUGGAAAAAGGAUGGGAACAAGUUGUUGCAUGUCUCGGUAGUUUAAUGGCUGGACAAGCUUUUCUACCUUUGGACAUUGAAUCGCCAGCUGAACGUCUGAUAGGAUUGAUCAAAGAAGCAGAAUGCCAAAUAAUCUUAACUCAACAAGACCAUUUCGAUCUCGCUAAAAAACUAUGUUCUUCUGCUAAAAUCAUUGCUGUUGAUAACAAUGAAGAAAUUGAGAAUGUUACUUACGCAUUUCAGCUAGCAGAUCAAAGACAACAAUCCACUAAUUUAGCCUACGUUAUCUACACUUCUGGAAGUACCGGUAAACCAAAAGGAGUAGCAAUUAGUCAUGAAGCAGUUCUCAAUACUCUAUUAGAUAUCAAUAAUCGAUUCAACAUUACCUACAAUGAUCGAAUAUUUGCUCUAUCUCAUCUAAACUUUGAUCUAGCUAUCUAUGAUAUUUUUGGAAUGUUAAUUGCUGGUGGUACAAUUGUAAUUCCAAGUCAGAAAGAUUAUAAAAAUCCGGAAAAAUGGCACAUGAUGAUAGUUGAACAUCAAAUCACAAUAUGGAAUAGUGUACCAAUGCUAAUGCAAAUGUACGUCGAAUAUUUAGAAGGACUGUCAACUUCAACAUCAAAUGGUAGUAUUGAUUCCGUUCAUACUCUACAACAUGUUCUCCUUAGUGGUGACCGUAUACCACUUAGUCUUCCAGCAGAGAUUUACAAAAUCUUUGGCCAAACAUUAGAAUUAACAAGUCUUGGUGGAGCAACAGAAGCAUCGAUUUGGUCUAUUGCACACUCAAUUAGUCGUACAAUUAAUGUUGAAAAUAAAAGUACUAUUCCAUAUGGGAAACCAUUGAGAAAUCAACAGUACUAUGUACUUGAUUCACAAUUAGAUCCAUGUCCAGACUAUGUUUGCGGUGAAUUGUAUAUAGGGGGUAAAGGUCUAGCUCUAGGUUACUACAAAGAUGAAGAGAAGACGAAGCAAAGUUUUUUUCAACAUCCAAGAACCGGGGAACGUCUCUAUAGAACAGGUGACCUCGGACGAUUUAUACCUACAGAUGAUGACAACGGUAGUGGAUAUAUCGAAUUUUUGGGACGUCAAGAUUUUCAAGUAAAACUACAUGGUCAUCGAAUUGAACUCGGUGAAAUUGAGUAUCAUUUAAAUCAGCAUCCAUCGAUACAGCAAGCAAUUGCCGAUUUAGUUUCCAGUGGCAGCAAUGUUCAAAAACAGAAUGCCAUGCAAUUAGUUGCUUAUAUUGUUCCUAAACGUCCAUAUAAAAUUGCUAUUGGAUUUGAAAACGAUGAUGCUGCAUCUGUUACUAUUAAAGAUCAGAUUGAGAAAGCAAAUUUUAAAUUGAAGAGACAUGGCCUACUCCAAAAUCAGAAGCAGACGAUUAUGUUCGAUCAGCAUAAAAUACAGCUGAUUAAAAUGCCAUUGACCAAUGACCUCAUCAAUUCCUAUUUUGAGCGGAAAAGUUAUCGACAGUUUUUAAAGGACGAAGAGGAUCGAAAGGUCACAAAGUCAGAGAUACAAGAUUUAUUGAAUUCAGUAUAUUCGAUGAUAAAAAUUAGUGAUUCAACUGUUAUGGAUAGUACUUCUAUUGCUAAACAGUUCAACCUAGAAAACUUAAGCAAAUUUUUAUCGUAUCUCAUGCCUAUCUCUGUAUCGAACGAUCAACCACUACCAAAAUAUCGUUAUGCAUCGGCUGGUAGUUUGUAUCCAGUUCAAGUCUAUGUUAAUAUUCUGCAAUUCAAUUGUGAUCAAAUACAAGAUGGUCUCUAUUACUAUCAUCCUGAUCAGCAUACCCUUUUGAAAAUCCAAACAAACAACGCUGACCAUGACGACGAAACAAAAUCAGCUCAAAAUGUUUUUCAGAUAUAUCUGGUCGGACGAUUUAGUGCCAUAGCAGCAAUGUAUGGAAGUGUGUUGGCGAAAGAAUUUUGUUUACUAGAGACCGGCUAUAUCUACGGUCUGUUAAAGAAAUUUGCUUUAAGUGAACUUGGAUGGCACAUAAAAUUAUUAACAACAACAAUCGAAACAAGUCAACAGCAGCAUAUCAUGAGAAAUAGUUUAAAGUUAACAGAGAGGGAUACAUUCUGUUCGUUUUCAGUCGAAUUAACAUCAUCUAUUGUUCAAUCCAUCAUACCACUAGCAGGUGUUAACAUUGACAUUGCCAAUUCAAGUUACAAUAACAACAACUUGACUAAUAUUUGGUUAUAUUUCAAAGCAACAAAAGAAUGGUUUCUGUAUAAUAAACAAACUCAAACUCUAGAAUCCUGUCCUCAGCAAUUUAUUUGUAACCAACUCGAAGAUAUGGAACUCGGACACAAUGGUACGAUUUUGAACGAUUGUUCUGUAGCUAUAUUUUUUACUGGAAGUAUUAUGACGGUAGUCGAACCAGAAAUGAUAAUUGAAGCCGGUAUGUUAUCUCACUUGCUGAUGGACGAAGGAAUUAAAACAACAUAUGAUAUCGGUAUGUGUCCAAUUGAAACUGGUAAUUUUGUAGAGUAUGUUAACAAGUCUCUUUUGUUAUUAACUUUAUCAUCAUCACAGCAACAACAACACCAAUCACAACAAGUUCUACAUACACUUUUACUGGGCAGAGUGAGCGUGAAACAGAAAUAUGACCGUAGUCCAUCUGAAAUUAACAGGCUAAAAGAGCAACAACUCUUGAAUAAAUAUCUAUCAACAUCUUUACCUGAAUAUAUGAUACCGAAAUAUUUUCUUCUCAUUGAAACAGCACCAUUGAAUCCAAAUGGAAAAGUGGAUCGUAAAGAGCUGGCUAAUAUUUUCGAGUCGUCGAAGGCGCUGUUAUUUGAGAAUGUUAAAUCAGUUAGUAGUUGUAGCUCUCUGAUGAUUACACCAACGGAACAAGUGUUGUGGAAGAUUUUCGUCGAUACUUUUGGCGUCAGUUCUGUAGAGGUAUCCGUUGGUAUAGACGUUCCAUUUCACGAACUGGGUGCAUCUUCUUUACAGUUAAUGAAAGCAGUAACUUUGAUUCGGGAGCGGCUGGAUGCAGAAUUGGAUUUGCAGUCGUUACUCUCGAAUACCACGGUGCGAAAAUUAGCUGUAAUGUUGGAUCAUCGAAGGGAGAAUAGGGUAGUAACGGACACUAAGAAAACUGAAAUUUCGGUUAACAAUAUAGAUGCUGAGUCGCCACAGUUGGAAUCGUCACUUAUCAUAGAGUCGCUUGGGAUUUUUUUAUUAAUAUUCACUUAUUUAUUACCCAUCGUGUGUGUAAAACAAUUUGGUCUUUGUACCGUCUCGACUAUACUUAACGUUAUGAUGUUCGUCAUUGUAAUUCCUGCACUGCAUUUGUUGCAAUACGUCAUUGUUAAAAAGGUAUUGUUUGGUGUUGUUAUGGUGAAGGAAGGUGAAUAUCGACUGUUUUCUUGGGCCUACUAUCGCUGCUGGUUUUUGAAUCGUCUGUGGUCUUUGAACACACACUAUUUACAACUGCUCUUAGGUACACCUUUCUACAAUUCGUAUUUGAGACUUUGUGGUGCUCGUAUAGGGCGAAAUUGUCAUGUGUUAACAGCUUUAAUUGACUUACCGGAUUUAAUUGAGAUUGAUGAUAAUGUCAUUAUUCAAAAAGACGUAGUACUGUCCAACUUAACGUAUCAAAAGAACACUUUUCAGAUAAAUAGAAUUAAAAUCGCUACUAGCUGUACUAUCGAUUCACGAUGCGUUUUAUAUGGCAAUGUUCACGUAUUGAAUAAUGUAUUGAUUAAAUCAAUGUCUGCUGUGACGAAACACAUUCCAGCAAAUAGUAUUGUUGAUGGGCAAAUAGUGUCCCCAAACUGUGCUUUUGCUGAUGAAGAUUCAAUCAAGUGUCAGUUGAAAGACUUUGGUUUUCAUGACAUGUUCUUUCAAUUUACUUGUAUUGCAUUCGUGCUCAUUGCACAGAUAUUGUCGAUAUUUAUCGCUUACCAAACCUCAGUCUUUGGCUUUAUUGGCACUGCCUUCAGUCCUCUUAUUUAUGUAAUUGCUUCAUCGUGUUUUGCCAUCAUCUUUCUUUUCGUUCUAAUUGGAAAUUUAGAAGCAGGCACUUACAAACUAAAUACGUUUGCCUAUUUACAUAAAAUAUGGCUCCGUGGUUUAGUCACAAAUACAUUUCAUCAGUCACUUUCAUUUUUGCCUGAAACGUUCCAGCACUAUUUUGGCGCUAUUAUUGGAGAAAACGUAAAAAUUGGUGCACAAGACGUUCUCAUUGGUUUACCAGGCUCACCUAAUCUCUUACAAAUUGAUGAUAAUGUAACGAUUAAUUGUAGAAAUUCGCUGUACCCUAUGGAAAUGACAAAUAGUCAAGAAUGUUUGAUUAACAGAAUACAUAUCAGUAAAAAUUGUUUCAUUGCCAACGUGGUGAACGUACAUCAAGGCGUGACAAUCCACCCUGGAACAACAAUCGGUAGCAUGACACGAAUCACAUCAGAAACCAUCAAAAGUGAUGAAAAUAAUCAGUUCUUUUUGGGUGUGCCGGCACAAAAAGUUGAUUUGAAAUCUCUAGCUGAUGGCUUUACGUCACCGUCGCCAUCUGUGUCGCCUAGUACAUUUUCAAGAUAUCGCAUUCUUCUCAAAACAAGUAUUCCUUCAUUAUUGAAAUGCUGUCUUUCCCUAUUAACUAUCGGCUUCAUCCUUUCUGUUGGUCUUCAAUUACUAGCAAUGACCAGCACAUUAUGUUUAGUGAUGUCAUUUAUUAGUUUCUGCGCUAUAUUACCUCUAACGAUUGAAAAGUUACGCAUUUUAUCUACAACAACGGUCGACACUACCGAGGAAUACAUCUAUCAAAAACGAUACAGCCUUUUACCCGACUCAACUGUGAUGCCGAAUAUCUAUCCGUUAACUGUGAUUGUUGUUGAUCACUUAUUUGGCGGCACUCAAUGGCUCAUCAUUUUUCUUCGUUUGAUGGGCGCCAAAAUCGGAAAAAAUGCAAUUAUAAACGAUCUCUCUACAAUAUUAGAUCCUCAAUUGACUCAAAUUGGUAAUGAUGUUCGAAUUGAUUCGAAAGUAUUUAUUCCAGUAAGUUUCUUCGUAGCUUGUCAUAGAACUAAAUCAUAUUUUUUACUGCUUUUCAGGCACAUACGUACGAAAAACGUAAAUUUCAGCUAUUACCUGUCACAAUUGGUUCAAACACAAUUUUGAUGUCACGCAGUCUCAUUCAACUUGGAUCUCAACUAGGUGGUAAUAACUGUCUGUUUCCUUUAACAUUCAUAAUGAAAAAUGAUCAUUUGCCAAAGAACACCCAAUGGAUUGGAUCACCUGCUAAUUUAAUGGGAUGAUCACAAGUCGUCAUUUUCAAAAAUUUCUUGCACAAAGAUUUAUAACAGACCGAAUAAGAUUAAGUGCAUUGCCAAAACUGCGAUGCUUCCGAUUUUAUUUUUAUUUUUUAUAGCCCACAAUAAACGCCCAUAUGUAAAAGACAAUGC
Rotaria sp. Silwood2 is the source of this 7646-nucleotide messenger RNA. The record is from the annotation of a GenBank genome assembly. NCBI's taxonomy places the organism in Eukaryota, Metazoa, Rotifera, Eurotatoria, Philodinida, Philodinidae.